Molecule: messenger RNA, 888 nt
Organism: Polypterus senegalus (gray bichir)
Lineage: Eukaryota; Metazoa; Chordata; Cladistia; Polypteriformes; Polypteridae
Product: zinc finger SWIM domain-containing protein 4-like
Exons: 5
Coding region: 1-873 (290 amino acids)
Cellular component (GO): Cul2-RING ubiquitin ligase complex
Molecular function (GO): zinc ion binding
Source: RefSeq, a predicted model, not a curated record
AUGACACAUGAGGGGGGAUUCCAUCUGAGUGGAAACGUCACCGAGGCAGCAAACCAAGGGGAGCCGGAGCGGGUUUACCGCGUCUCCAUCAGCUUCGACCGCUGCAAGAUCACCUCUGUAACCUGCAGCUGCGGCAACCGGGACAUCUUCUACUGCGCCCACGUGGUGGCGCUCUCCUUGUACCGCAUCCGCUGGGCCAGCCAGGUGGAGUUGCGCCUGCCCAUUUCCGAGACCCUCUCCCAGAUGAACCGCGACCAGCUGCAGAAGUUUGUGCAGUACCUCAUCUCGGAGCACCACACGGAGGUGCUGCCCACCGCUCAGCGCCUGGCCGAUGACAUCCUGCAGCUGGGAUCUGAGAUCAAUCGUCUCAACGGUGCUCCGGACCCCACAGCUGGGGCAGGAAUUGAGGAUGACAACUGUUGGCACCUGGAUGAAGAGCAGGUCCUCCAACAGGUGAAGCAGUUGCUCUCCAAUGGGGGCUACUACGGUGCCAGCAAACAGCUGCAGUGCAUGUUUAAUAAGGUCCGUGAGAUGCUGCGCAUGCGGGACUCCAACGGCGCACGCAUGUUGACACUGAUGACAGAGCAGUUCAUGGAUGAUCCGAGGUUGGCACUGUGGAGACAUCAGGCCACCGGGAUGACCGAUAAGUGUCGUCAGCUGUGGGACGAACUUGGUGCUUUGUGGGUAUGCGUGGUCCUCAACCCCCACGCCAAGCCUGAAGAACGGGCAGGGUGGCUGGAACUGUUGAAGAAGUGGGACCAGAUGGAAGUGUGCCCGUUGGAGGAAGGGAACUACAUCAGUGAGCCACAAAGCUCGGCUGAACCCAGGAAUCCCCCCGGUAAGCCUGGCGACGAAGCGUUUUAUCAUCAUUGAGGCAUUUGGUGUAAG